CUGAGAUGUGUGUUAUUACUGAAAGCAGGUAGUGGGAUGGAGAAGAAACAGGCCCUCCGGAGCUUUGUAGACAGCACGGGGCUGGAACCAGACCUUGCCGCCGGUAUCUUAUCUGAAGUUGGCUGGGAUGUUGGACAGGGGAUUCGGAGAUUUGAGGAUUACAUUAGAAUGGGUAGGAUAAAGCCUGUCUAUCCCCCACCUCAAGUUUCUGCUGGAUGGACUGAUGGUCCUGCACAGAGACUUCCAGGGGGAAUACCCAGACCAGGGGACAGGAAACCCACCCAAAACUUACCAAGUCAUACCUCUGGUACCCAGUGGGCUGAUCCUUACGGAGAGGUGAGAAAUCCCCCAGUAGAACGCAUUAUCCCAAUAGAGAGGAUGCCUGACAAAGGGCACAGUAUGAUGCUCCCUGUAAAUUCUACACAGCCCCUAGUCCUGCAACAUUCUAUGCUGAAUCCCCGAAUCUCUGCUCCCCCUGCAGUGGCCCCAAAACCUCUGACUCAUUCAUGGUCAGCUGGCCCACCCCCCAUCAGCACUAACCCCCCUGGACCUAAGUUAUUGGACCCUCAUCCCUCUUCCUCAGCUUCUCAGCAACAACUAGUCAACAUUAGGCCAACCACCCACACAUCACAGGUAGCCAGUACCAAGUCAACAAAUCAGCCAAAAAUUAGUAAUAAGUCAGUCACCCAGCCACAAGUUGGCAGUCAGUUAGCUACUUCCCAGUUCCCGGGGAAUACCAAGUUAUACAGUACUGAAAACUCAAAACCCUCAGUCAUGGCAGGAAGUGGUGGGGAGCCAGUCAAGACCACCACCACAGGUAAACACGUAACAGCAUCAUCAACGACAAAGACCGCUGUACCAUCACAACCAGUUACAACAUCCACCCAUAUGACGCAGCCAGUCACAAGAUCAACAGCGUCAACCACAAAGACUGCUGCACCAUCACAACCAGUUAUAACAUCCACCCAUGUGACCCAGCCAGUCACAAGAUCUACAGCCAUAAGUAGUCAGAGUACAACCACAAUGAAUGAACUUUCAAAAAAAUCAGCAGCAGCAGACACAAAGGCUGUGACACCAUCUCCACCAGCUUCUCCCCGACCUCUGAAGCGAGGAUUCUCUAAAAUUGUUGAAAAUGAGUCGCUGGUGGACCUGGCCAGAAAGGGCCUGAUGGAUGAUAUCUCUGAGGACAGUCAUGACCACAUGUACGUCCAAACGUUUGUUCUUCCAGACCUGACUGUCUUCUCUGCAGAUUAUCGUGCCUUCCUGGAGAAAGACUUGAUUGAGACAUCGACCCUUGUAUCACUGGAACAAGCUGGACGUCUUAAUUGGUGGGCAGAAAUGGGAAUCUGUCAGCGAUUGUUGCCAAUGGCAACCACAGGAGAUGGAAACUGUCUUUUGCAUGCUGCAUCUCUAGCGAUGUGGGGAAUCCACGAUCGUCAGCUGAUGUUGAGGAAGGAACUCUAUGAAACCUUGACAAAGAAGCCGUACAGACAUGCUUUAUACAGGAGGUGGAGGUGGCAACAGACACUACAGAAUGAAGAGGCUGGUCUAAUAUUCUCGGAGGAAGAGUGGCAGACAGAGUGGAAUAGUGUACUGAAGUUAGCCUCCACCAAACCUCGGCUAUUACCGGGUAUUCGGCGGAAUAGCAGCUGUUGUGACAGCCCCAUAACUAACUCCAGCGAGUACGUAACACCAUGCGAUGAGAAUUCCCCCGUGAUUUAUGAGAGCUUGGAGGAGUUCCAUGUGUUUGUGCUCUCCCAUAUCUUACAACGCACGAUUGUCAUUGUGGCUGAUACAGUACUAAAGGACUCGAUGGGGGAGGCUUUAGCCCCUAUACCAUUUGGAGGGAUUUAUCUCCCCUUGGAAUGUGAACCUAAGACCUGUUACCAGUCUCCUCUGCUGUUGACUUAUGAUGCAGCACAUUUUUCAGCAUUAGUUCCUAUGGAAACAGAUGAAAAAGACAGUCUUUCAACUGCAAUCCCAUUGGUUGAUCCCUCAUUGAAGAUACUCCCGAUACAUUUCUUAGUAGACCCUGGGCCUUCAUAUAACUGGGAAACCAAAAGCAGUGCCCCAGAAUCUCAAAGCAAAAUGGUGUACAGCGAAGAGGACAGAAUAAACUUACUGAAAUCUUAUCUACAAAUAGAGCGUCUUCCAGCCACCCAUCUGGAGUAUGAUAGCGAUUGUGACAGGAGAAGUGGAGGUUCUUUUGAAUCUGAUGAUAACACGAAGAAAAAAGAUAAACAGAGCUCACAGCAGGGCACUGGUGUCACCAAGCAAUUUGGGAGUUUGGGAAAAAGUAUCAACAAAAAGAUUAAAAAGAACUUUGGCAGUGUUGGGAAGGCCUUGAAGAGCAUGGGACCAGAGCAGAAAUUGAAUAAAAAAGGAUCAGUGGGUAGUGGACUAACUCAAAGUACACGUGUACCCAUGACUAUAGCAGCCAUGGCUGAGCAGGAACAGUCAUUGGUUCUCUGUGCCAAAGUCUCCACAAAGCAGACUGAAGUGCACAAGGAAAUGAUCAAAAAUUACAUGUUGGAUGCUAGGCAUCAAUUCCAGCAGGACAGACAGAAGAUGCAGGCAAGAGGUGAGGAGAUACGCAGGCGAUCCAUGGAGAUCGAUAGAAACAACGAAUGUAUUACUCCAGGCUGUAAGAUGUAUGGUAACUUUGAGACUCAUUACAUGUGUUCCAAGUGCUUUAAUGACCACAAGCAGGAAGCUGAGAUGCAGGAAAAGUACAAAAGUGGAAAUCACACAAAGGGGAAGACAGAUGGUGUGGAAAGUUAUGGGAAAUCAAAGUUUUAUUUACCAACAGAGGAGGAGGAUCCUAAGGGCAAUAAAACAAAUACCUCAACUGCUAAUCCCGUCCACCUGACUCCCCAAACAGUUAAUCUCCCGCCUGAGAGAACCCAGGCUGAGGUCAGACCACGCCCACAGUCCUUUUCCCAUGGCAACACGACAAAGACAGUUCCUGUGGCAGAGACAAGGGAUAUCCGCUCAUUGUCAAACCCACUCCGAGCUCGCACGCCAUCACCAGAUUAUGACAAUGUGGACUAUUCAUUCAGACUCAAGGAGAUUCCUGUCACUGUGACCAAGCCCACCCCCACAUCUCCCCAGUCCAACAGACGACCUGCAUCAGACAUUGUCAAACCUGUAGAUCGACCCAAAGCUGCUAAAACAUGCAAAACCUCUGGCUGUGCUUUUUAUGGAAGUCCAGAACAAAAUGAUUAUUGUUCUGCGUGUUAUAAAAAAAUGAAACAGAGACUGGAACAACAACAACUCACACGAGUUUGAUACUAGGUCAUUAUUUAUAUCAUCUAACUCAUGUUAUUAGAUUUGAUACUCAAGGUAGGGUCCAGAUGUUAGAUUUGAUACUCAAGGUAGGCUUAAUAUGUUAGAUGCUCGAGUUAAGUUUAGAUGUUUGACUUGAUACUUGCACUUUGGUUGAGAUGU
Messenger RNA from Saccostrea echinata, 3447 nucleotides. RefSeq lists its product as uncharacterized. The transcript has 11 exons. The record is from RefSeq and is a predicted model, not a curated record. Gene Ontology annotation, biological process: protein K11-linked deubiquitination; protein deubiquitination involved in ubiquitin-dependent protein catabolic process; protein K48-linked deubiquitination. Gene Ontology annotation, molecular function: cysteine-type deubiquitinase activity; DNA binding; K63-linked polyubiquitin modification-dependent protein binding. Lineage: Eukaryota; Metazoa; Mollusca; Bivalvia; Ostreida; Ostreidae. Gene Ontology annotation, cellular component: cytoplasm; nucleus. Bases 37 to 3288 code for a protein of 1083 amino acids.